Messenger RNA from Onthophagus taurus, 777 nucleotides. The record is from RefSeq and is a predicted model, not a curated record. NCBI's taxonomy places the organism in Eukaryota, Metazoa, Arthropoda, Insecta, Coleoptera, Scarabaeidae.
AUGUUGCUAGAAAUAAUUCAUAUAAAUAAAUAUCCAACAGAAACUCAUAACGUUAUAACUAAAGAUGGUUAUAUUUUGACGUUAUUUAGAAUUCCACACGGUAUUAAAAAUCGUACAAGAAAUGGACGUCCUGUUUUAUUAAUGCACGGGAUAAUACAAAGUGCAGCAGAUUUUGUUGUUAUGGGAUCAAAUAAAUCGAUAGCUUUUAUAUUAGCCGAAAAUGGGUAUGAUGUUUGGUUGGGAAACGCUCGAGGAAAUCUUUAUUCGCGAAAUCAUACUGAUUUAUCCGCGAAAAAUAAAGAAUUUUGGAAAUUUAGUUGGCACGAAAUUGGAUUAUUCGAUUUACCGGCUAUGAUUAAUUAUAUUUUAGAUAAAACUGGUUAUGCUAAAUUACAUUAUAUGGGGCAUUCACAAGGAUGUACUACUUUAUUGGUGUUGUUAUCGAGUAAACCGAAAUAUAACGAAAAGAUUAAUUUAGGGGUGAUGUUAGCUCCUUGCUCUUUUAUGACAAACAUUAUAAAUCCGUUUAUUUAUUUUUUUGAACUCCUCCCCGCAAUUUUAUCAAACCUUCCUGCUGGAAUAUCGUAUUUACAAACAAUUCAUUUCGCACAAAUCAUUAAAUCCGGACAUUUUCGUCGAUUUGAUUAUGGGGAAAGAAUUAAUAAAAAGAAAUAUGGUACAAAAACUCCUCCUGAUUAUGAUUUAAAAAAAAUUAGAGCUCCUAUGGCUAUAUUUUAUAGCGAUUACGAUUGGAUUUGUUCGACAAAAGUGUUAUGA